Molecule: messenger RNA, 429 nt
Organism: Durusdinium trenchii
Lineage: Eukaryota; Dinophyceae; Suessiales; Symbiodiniaceae
Source: the annotation of a GenBank genome assembly
AUGGGGCCCCAUGCUGAUGCUGUGAUGCUGACCCUGAGCUCAGGCGUACCAUGCCGGAGCAGCUUCUUCUCCUUGUUCGGCAGCAAGGAGGAGGAGCCCGAAGUCCCGUCUCUUCCAGAGGGUGACUGCCCCAAGCUACGGCCGGCCCAACUGCCACGUGCCAGCUGCCCUGCCGUGGGAGCUGAGAUGGAGAUCCGCCGCCGAGAGGGCUUGGGCAAGGACAAUGGCGGCUGUGCAGCACAGCCUCCUGCCUGCUGUGAGGCUGCGAGGCGCGCUGAAGCUGCUGCAAAAAUGGUUCAGGACCAGAUCCGUGGCAAUCCUUUCUUGCGGUGGAUGCAGAUGCAGCAGAUCCCAGCAGCGCUCCUUUUGCUUCCUUCGGAUGUGACAACUGUGAGACUCAAGGCGAGAUGUAAACGGGAUUUCCUCUGA